AUGUUUAAGGGAAUCCUAGGAGGUAAUGGCAAGAAGCCAAAGCAGGACCGCCAUGUUAGACCCAGAGAAAACCCACCCGAACGAAAGAAAGAUCGAGAGCCGAAACCUAAACAGGAAAUCCCCAACCGCGAACCCAGGAAGGAAAGGCCCGCGCAAAAUUCUGCAAACAACAUACCCAACUGCAAAAUAGAUAUUCUCAAAUUUCCUUUGUUUCCAUUAAAAUGGCCAACCCCGGAGAUGAGCCAUCAGGAAUGGUAUAGUAGCGUAUCUUUAGGGAAAGACGAUGCAGAAUUCAUCAUUGCGUGGUGGUGGCAGAAAGUUCAACUAUUUUUUAGGGUGCACGAUCCGCAUACUCUCCAGGUAGAAGAAGAUUUGAGAGAAGCAGUUAAGAAUGUGAAAAGGCUAAGAAGGGAGAGGGAUGCAUGGAAGAAAGAACAUGACGAUGUUUUUGUAAUGUAUCAAAAGCUGAAGAUGGCAUCGGAUAAACGGAAGCUAGAAAGGAAAACAUAA
Orbilia oligospora ATCC 24927 is the source of this 510-nucleotide messenger RNA. RefSeq lists its product as uncharacterized. Bases 1 to 510 code for a protein of 169 amino acids. The transcript has a single exon. The record is from RefSeq and is a predicted model, not a curated record. NCBI's taxonomy places the organism in Eukaryota, Fungi, Ascomycota, Orbiliomycetes, Orbiliales, Orbiliaceae.